Messenger RNA from Cicer arietinum (chickpea), 2459 nucleotides. RefSeq lists its product as uncharacterized. NCBI's taxonomy places the organism in Eukaryota, Viridiplantae, Streptophyta, Magnoliopsida, Fabales, Fabaceae. The record is from RefSeq and is a predicted model, not a curated record. Gene Ontology annotation, molecular function: ATP hydrolysis activity; 5'-3' DNA helicase activity; DNA binding.
UGCUUAGUGCACACUUUUCAUUUCCCUAAUAACGUUCACUUCACUGCUCUCUCUCUCUCUCUCUCUCUCUCUCUCUCUCUCCUGUGCAGCAGUGACGAAUUACAAUGGAGAAAGGCGCAACUAAGAAGAAACCUCUCUCUUUGGAACAGUUCAUCUCUAUCACCACCCCUCUUCUCGACUUGGAAAAGGAAGCUGAGAUAACGAGCUCAAUCGCCACAGGUGCGUCCAGAAAUUUGGAUUCUGCUCAAAAGAGAGGAUCCACAAUCCUCAAUUUGAAGUGUGUGGAUGUCCAGUCGGGGCUUAUGGGAAAGUCGCUGAUUGAGUUCCAAUCCACAAAAGGAGAUGUGCUUCCUGCACACAAGUUUGGUACUCAUGAUGUUGUUGUUUUGAAACUCAACAAGGCUGAUUUAGGUUCUCCUGCUCUUGGACAAGGUGUAGUUUACAGAUUAAAGGACUCAUCAAUUACUGUUGCUUUUGAUGAUAUACCAGAAGAUGGUUUGAACAGCCCCCUAAGGCUUGAGAAAGUUGCAAAUGAGGUGACGUAUCGUAGAAUGAAAGAUGCAUUAAUACAGUUGAGUAAAGGAGUGCAGAAGGGUCCUGCUUCUGAUCUAAUUCCUGUCUUGUUUGGGGAGAGGCAACCAACAGUGUCCAAGAAGGAUGUAUCCUUCACUCUCUUUAAUAGAAAUCUCGAUCACUCUCAGAAAGAUGCAAUUUCAAAAGCCCUAUCGUCGAAGAAUGUUUUCUUGCUACAUGGACCUCCUGGAACGGGAAAAACCACAACAGUUGUGGAAAUUAUAUUACAAGAAGUGAAACGUGGAUCUAAGAUUCUCGUUUGUGCUGCCUCAAAUAUUGCUGUUGACAACAUCGUUGAGCGGGUAGUUCCACACAGAGUUAAGCUGGUGAGGAUUGGUCAUCCUGCACGUUUAUUGCCGCAAGUGCUGGACAGUGCACUGGAUGCUCAGGUACUACGAGGAGAUAAUAGUGGUCUCGCAAAUGACAUUCGGAAAGAAAUGAAGGUAUUGAAUGGAAAGCUGCUAAAAACCAAAGAGAAAAAUACAAGGAGGGACAUACAGAAGGAACUUAGGUCUCUAUCCAGAGAAGAGCGGAAAAGGCAGCAGCUUGCUGUUACAGACGUGAUUAAAACUUCAGAUGUAAUAUUAACUACUCUGAUUGGGGCUUCCUCUAAGAAACUUGACCACACUUCAUUUGAUUUGGUGAUAAUUGACGAAGCUGCUCAAGCACUUGAGGUAGCAUGCUGGAUACCUCUGCUAAAGGGUUCAAGAUGUAUACUUGCAGGGGAUCAUCUUCAACUUCCUCCAACCAUUCAAAGCGUUGAAGCUGAGAAGAAAGGCUUAGGAAGAACCCUCUUUGAACGACUUGCAGAGUUGUAUGAAGAUGAAGUCACAUCUAUGCUUACCGUCCAGUAUCGUAUGCAUCAACUUAUCAUGGAUUGGUCUUCUAAAGAGCUUUACAAUAGUAAGGUGAAGGCUCAUGCAAGUGUUGCUGCACAUAUGCUAUAUGAUCUUGAGAAUGUGAAGAGGACAUCUUCAACUGAACCAAACCUUCUUCUCAUAGACACAGCUGGAUGUGACAUGGAAGAAAAGAAAGAUGAAGAAGAUAGCACCCUUAAUGAAGGUGAAUCUGAGGUUGCUAUGGCUCAUGCAAAACGAUUAGUGCAAAGCGGUGUGCUUCCUUCUGAUAUUGGAAUUAUUACCCCAUAUGCUGCCCAGGUUGUUUUACUCAAGAUGUUGAAAAACAAGGAGAAUUCACUGAAGGAUAUUGAAAUCUCAACAGUUGAUGGUUUCCAGGGAAGGGAGAAGGAAGCCAUUAUUAUAUCAAUGGUUCGAUCAAAUUCAAAAAAGGAGGUAGGCUUUCUGAGUGAUCGCCGGCGAAUGAAUGUGGCUGUGACACGGGCAAGAAGGCAAUGCUGUAUUGUGUGUGACACUGAAACUGUCAGUAGUGAUGGAUUUCUAAAGCGGUUGGUUGAAUAUUUUGAAGAGCAUGGCGAAUAUCAGAGUGCAUCCGAAUACCAGAAUGAGUAAGAGAAAUUCCCCAAGGUGCGGAAGGUUAAGGUAUGCGUCUGGUCCGUAGAGUCUCCUGGCAGCCUCAUCAUAAGCCAUAGCAGCUUCUUCAGCAGUGGCAAAAGAACCAAGCCAUAGUCUAGUUCUCUUCUUCGGCUCUCUUAUCUCGGCGACCCAUUUUCCCCAAGUUCUCUGACGAACGCCUCGAUACUCACACGAUGCAUUUUGAGGACCACCUUUCCCUCUAGUAGGGCCUUUCUUCCAUGGUUUCAAGGGAGAUUUCUUGCAAUUAUCCAUCAUGAAGAUAUAGUUGAACAAGUGGAGGGGGUAGUGAUGCGUAUAUAUUAUCAGUAGUGGUUGGUGAUACUCGGAAGUGCAUGGUUAGGAGCGGGAUAUGUAAAGAACAAAGAGUGGAGGGGAGGUUGGUGUAAAUGUUUU